UGCGCGCCGCUCCUCUCUCUGCCCAGGCGCCUGGGGGAAAAGCCCGUAACCGCCAGCUGGGAGAGCGAGGACCAGGUAGCUGGCAACGCCGAGCCCCGAUCUGGUCCUGCUUCCUUAAGGCAAGAUCGCCCCCUCCGCCGCACCUCCGGCCCAUCCCGGCCCCCCUCAGUCGCGCCCAGGCCCCCCAGGCCUCGCGCGCCGCCCACCUGUGGGAGUCCGCCCCGCUGCGACGGGGAACCUGUGGCGCCCUAGUGAUGGGAACCGUGCGCCGUUCCAGCCCCUCCGAGUCCCCUGGGGCCUCCAGACGGAGCCCUGGGUGGCUCUGAAAAGCCUGUCUGUUCCUUGUCGUCUUCUAAGAAGUUGGUGGGAUGGCAAAGCAGUACAUAGAGAAAGGACUUUUGGUUCCAGAUCACGUGAUCACACGCCUGAUGAUGUCAGAGCUGGAGAACAGGCGCAAUCAGCACUGGCUACUAGAUGGUUUUCCUAGGACAUUAGUUCAGGCUGAAGCCUUGGACAGAAUCUGUGACCUGGAUCUCGUGAUCACUUUGAACAUUCCAUUUGAAACGCUCAAAGAUCGUCUCAGCCGCCGUUGGAUUCACCCUCCCAGCGGAAGGGUCUAUAACCUGGACUUCAAUCCACCUAAUGUACACGGGGUUGAUGAUGUCACUGGUGAACCGUUGGUCCAACAGGAGGAUGAUAAACCUGAAGCAGUCGCUGCCAGGCUGAGACAGUACAAGGACGUGGCAAAGCCAGUCAUUGAACUGUACAAGAGCCGAGGAGUGCUGCACCAAUUUUCCGGAACGGAGACUAACAAAAUCUGGCCCUAUGUUUACACUCUUUUCUCGAACAAGAUCACACCUAUACAGUCCAAAGAAGCAUACUGAGCCCGCCUGGAGGAAGAACCAUGAGAAGUGGUCAUUCUCACAAUUGUGUGUGUAGUACUGGUGCCGUGUUUCAAUUAGAAGCUAGCUGAGGUAGCUUGCGUCAUUUCUAGUUUUAAGUGGUGAUCUGAUAUAAAAACUAAUGAGUAAAAAGAGUUGAUGAGAAGAGGCUGUUCUCUGACUUUCAAAACAAGGGUCAUCUAGACAUGUUGAAGAUGGCUCUGUACAUGUGCCAAGCCUUUCACAAGAAAGCAAGUGCAGGCUGGAUUCCAAACAGUGUAUAUCGUCAGCUCUAGCUGAUUUUUGACAGUCAUGUUGUUGCCAUAGUAGCAGCCUUUUUACCCUUGAUGGUGGUGCUCUCUGUUUUCUCCCCAUCCCCUAAAGGCUGUUGAACCAUAGCACCAGCAGGCCUGGGAAUGCCAAGGGCCGUAGCCUGGGCUUUAUCCCACGUUCUCUGGUAUACGCCCCUCUGGAGGCCAUGAGAUCGAAGCCAAUAGCUCUCGGUGGUUGCUUCUCUGAUUCUGAGUGACUGUAUCCACGUUUAUUUUUUCUGUUAGGAGAGCCUCCUUUUCUGAGUCCAUGCACCAUAGAAUCUCUCCUUUUCAGACAUCCUGGAAUGAAAGGGUUUGACUUCUGCUAUGUUUAUUAGGCUGUA
Molecule: messenger RNA, 1536 nt
Organism: Artibeus jamaicensis (Jamaican fruit-eating bat)
Lineage: Eukaryota; Metazoa; Chordata; Mammalia; Chiroptera; Phyllostomidae
Gene: AK4
Product: adenylate kinase 4
Exons: 5
Coding region: 369-884 (171 amino acids)
Biological process (GO): nucleobase-containing compound metabolic process
Cellular component (GO): mitochondrion; cytoplasm
Molecular function (GO): AMP kinase activity; ATP binding; nucleoside diphosphate kinase activity
Source: RefSeq, a predicted model, not a curated record